Messenger RNA from Puma concolor (puma), 11109 nucleotides. The record is from RefSeq and is a predicted model, not a curated record. Lineage: Eukaryota; Metazoa; Chordata; Mammalia; Carnivora; Felidae.
AUGGGCCGGCUGGGGACAAGUGCUAUUAAGCCGGACAAAGAGAAGAGAAGGCUGCGAGGGAGGCGGCGGUGCGAUGGUUUUGUGAAGGCCCCGUUAGCCAUCCAGCUUCAGCUUCGUUGUAACACCGCCUCGUUAGCGGAGCACGCCGUGGCCCCAAUGCCCGGGCUGGCGAAACACGACCCAACUCUCUGCAGAAGGGCACGAGAGACAGAGGUUCCAAAGCCCCGACUAACAACACAGAUCCCAUGUAGUUGGAGAACCAAAGGCCUCAUACAUGACAAAAAGACUGAACCGUUCAGGUUACUUGCAUGGAGUUGGUGCUUAAAUGAUGAGCAGUUCUUAGGUUUUGGCUCAGAUGAAGAAGUCCGAGUACGAAGUCCCACAAGGUCUCCUUCAGUUAAAACUAGCCCUCGAAAGCCUCGCGGGAGACCCAGAAGUGGCUCUGACCGGAAUUCGGCUCUCCUCUCAGAUCCGUCUGUGUUUUCCCCUCUAAAUAAAUCGGAGACCAAAUCUGGAGAUAAGAUCAAGAAGAAAGAUUCUAAAAGCAUAGAAAAGAAGAGAGGAAGACCCCCCACCUUCCCUGGAGUAAAAAUCAAAAUAACACACGGAAAGGACAUUUCAGAGCUACCAAAGGGAAGCAAAGAAGAUAGCUUGAAAAAGAUUAAACGGACACCUUCUGCUACAUUUCAGCAAGCCACAAAGAUUAAAAAAUUAAGAGCAGGUAAACUCUCUCCUCUCAAGUCUAAGUUUAAGACAGGGAAGCUUCAAAUAGGAAGGAAGGGGGUACAGAUUGUCCGACGGCGAGGAAGGCCUCCAUCCACCGAAAGGAUAAAGACCCCUUCCGGCCUCCUCAUUAACUCUGAACUGGAAAAGCCCCAGAAGGUCCGGAAGGACAAGGAAGGAACACCUCCACUCACAAAAGAAGAUAAGACAGUAGUCAGACAAAGCCCUCGAAGGAUUAAGCCGGUUAGGAUUAUUCCUUCUUCCAAAAGGACAGAUGCGACAAUUGCUAAGCAGCUCUUGCAGAGGGCGAAAAAGGGGGCUCAGAAGAAAAUCGAGAAAGAAGCGGCCCAGCUGCAAGGCAGAAAGGUGAAGACACAGGUCAAGAACAUUCGGCAGUUCAUUAUGCCUGUCGUCAGUGCCAUCUCCUCGCGCAUCAUUAAAACCCCUCGGCGGUUCAUAGAGGAUGAGGAUUAUGACCCUCCAAUUAAAAUUGCCCGACUCGAGUCUACCCCGAACAGCAGAUUCAGUGCCACGUCCUGUGGGUCUUCUGAAAAAUCAAGUGCGGCUUCUCAGCACUCCUCUCAAAUGUCUUCGGACUCCUCCCGAUCCAGUAGCCCCAGCGUCGAUACCUCCACAGAUUCUCAGGCCUCGGAGGAGAUCCAGGUACUUCCUGAAGAGCGGAGCGAUACCCCCGAAGUUCACACCCCACUGCCUAUUUCCCAGUCCCCAGAAAACGACGGCAACGACAGGAGGAGCAGAAGGUAUUCCGUGUCCGAGAGGAGUUUCGGGUCGAGAGCAACGAAAAAACUGUCCACCCUGCAAAGUGCCCCCCAGCAGCAGCCCUCCUCCUCUCCGCCUCCGCCCCUGCUCACCCCACCCCCGCCGCUGCAGCCGGCCUCCAGCAUCUCUGACCACACACCUUGGCUCAUGCCUCCCACCAUCCCCUUAGCAUCACCAUUUUUGCCUGCUUCUGCCGCUCCCAUGCAAGGGAAGCGAAAGUCGAUCUUGCGAGAACCGACGUUUAGGUGGACCUCUUUAAAGCAUUCUAGGUCAGAGCCACAGUACUUUUCCUCAGCAAAGUAUGCCAAAGAAGGUCUUAUUCGCAAACCCAUAUUUGAUAAUUUCCGACCCCCUCCGCUGACUCCUGAGGACGUUGGCUUCGCGUCGGGUUUCUCUCCAUCUGGUACUGCUGCUUCAGCCCGAUUGUUUUCACCGCUCCACUCCGGAACAAGGUUCGAUAUGCACAAAAGGAGCCCUCUUCUGAGAGCUCCCAGAUUUACUCCGAGCGAGGCUCACUCUAGAAUAUUUGAGUCUGUAACCUUGCCUAGUAAUCGGACUUCUGCUGGAACGUCUUCUUCAGGAGUGUCCAACAGAAAAAGGAAAAGGAAAGUCUUUAGUCCCAUUCGAUCUGAACCAAGAUCUCCUUCUCACUCCAUGAGGACAAGAAGCGGAAGGCUUAGCACUGCUGAGCUGUCACCUCUCACCCCGCCGUCUUCUGUCUCUUCCUCGUUAAGCAUAUCUGUUAGUCCUCUUGCCACUAGUGCCUUAAACCCAACUUUUACUUUUCCUUCUCAUUCCCUGACUCAGUCUGGGGAGUCUGCGGAGAAAAGCCAGAGACCAAGGAAGCAGGCUAGUGCUCCGGCAGAGCCGUUUUCAUCCAGCAGCCCCUCUCCUCUCUUCCCUUGGUUUACCCCAGGCUCUCAGACUGAGAGAGGGAGAAAUAAAGACAAGGCCCCUGAGGAGCUGUCCAAAGAUCGAGAUGCUGACAAGAGCGUGGAGAAGGACAAGAGUAGAGAGCGAGACCGGGAGAGAGAAAAAGAGAAUAAGCGGGAGUCAAGGAAAGAGAAAAGGAAAAAGGGAUCAGAGAUUCAGAGUAGUUCUGCAUUGUAUCCUGUGAGUAGGGUUUCCAAAGAGAAGGCCGUUGGUGAAGAUGUUGCCACUUCAUCUUCCGCCAAAAAAGCAACAGGGCGGAAGAAGUCUUCGUCGCUUGAUUCUGGGACUGAUAUGGCCUCCGUGACUCUUGGGGACACAACAGCUGUCAAAACCAAAAUACUUCUAAAGAAGGGGAGAGGAAAUCUGGAAAAAAACAACUUGGACCUCGGCCCAACUGCCCCAUCCCUGGAGAAGGAGAAAACCCUCUGCCUUUCCACUCCUUCAUCUAGCACUGUUAAACAUUCCACUUCCUCCAUAGGCUCCAUGUUGGCUCAGGCAGACAAGCUUCCAAUGACGGACAAGAGGGUUGCCAGCCUCCUAAAAAAGGCCAAAGCCCAGCUCUGCAAGAUUGAGAAGAGUAAGAGUCUUAAACAAACUGACCAGCCCAAAGCACAGGGUCAAGAGAGUGAUUCAUCAGAGACCUCUGUGCGAGGACCCCGCAUUAAACAUGUCUGCAGAAGAGCUGCUGUUGCCCUUGGCCGAAAACGAGCUGUGUUUCCUGAUGACAUGCCCACCCUGAGUGCCUUACCAUGGGAAGAACGAGAAAAGAUUUUGUCUUCCAUGGGGAAUGACGACAAGUCAUCAAUUGCUGGCUCAGAAGAUGCUGAACCUCUUGCUCCACCCAUCAAACCAAUUAAACCCGUUACCAGAAACAAGGCGCCUCAGGAACCUCCAGUAAAGAAAGGACGACGGUCCAGGCGGUGUGGGCAGUGUCCCGGCUGCCAGGUGCCUGAGGACUGUGGUGUUUGUACUAAUUGCUUAGACAAGCCCAAGUUUGGUGGCCGAAAUAUAAAGAAGCAGUGCUGCAAGAUGAGAAAAUGUCAGAAUCUACAAUGGAUGCCUUCCAAAGCCUACCUUCAGAAGCAAGCAAAAGCUGUGAAAAAGAAAGAGAAAAAGUCUAAGACCAGUGAAAAGAAAGAGAGCAAAGAGAGCAGUGUUGUGAAGAAUGUGGUGGACUGUGGUCAGAAGCCUACCCCGGCAGCAAGAGAGGACCCUGCCCCCAAGAAAAGCAAUAGUGAACCACCCCCUCGAAAGCCCGUCGAGGAAAAGAGUGAAGAAGGGAAUGCCUCUGCCCCAGGACCUGAAUCCAAACAAGUUACCACCCCGACUUCCAGGAAGUCCGGCAAGCAGGUCUCCCAGCCGCCUCCAGUCACCCCCCCACAGCCACCAAGCACAGCACCGCCAAGAAAAGAAGUUCCCAAGACCACUCCUAGCGAGCCCAAGAAAAAGCAGCCUCCACCACCAGAAUCAGGUCCAGAGCAAAGCAAGCAGAAAAAAGUGGCUCCUCGACCAAGUAUUCCUGUAAAACAAAAACCAAAAGAAAAGGAAAAGCCACCUCCAGUCAGUAAGCAGGAGAACACAGGCACUUUGAACAUCCUCAGCACUCUCUCCAAUGGCAAUAGUUCGAAGCAAAAAAUCCCAGCAGACGGAGUCCACAGGAUCAGAGUGGACUUUAAGGAGGAUUGUGAAGCAGAAAAUGUAUGGGAGAUGGGAGGCUUAGGAAUCCUGACCUCUGUUCCUAUAACCCCCAGAGUGGUUUGCUUUCUCUGUGCCAGCAGUGGGCAUGUAGAGUUUGUGUAUUGCCAAGUCUGUUGUGAGCCCUUCCACAAGUUUUGUUUAGAGGAGAACGAGCGCCCUCUGGAGGACCAGCUGGAAAAUUGGUGUUGUCGUCGCUGCAAGUUCUGUCAUGUCUGUGGAAGGCAGCACCAGGCUACAAAGCAGCUGCUGGAGUGUAAUAAGUGCCGAAACAGCUAUCACCCUGAGUGCCUGGGACCAAACUACCCCACCAAACCCACAAAGAAAAAGAAAGUUUGGAUCUGCACCAAGUGUGUUCGUUGCAAGAGCUGUGGAUCCACGACUCCAGGCAAAGGAUGGGACGCACAGUGGUCUCAUGAUUUUUCACUGUGCCAUGACUGUGCCAAACUCUUUGCUAAAGGGAACUUCUGCCCUCUGUGUGACAAGUGCUAUGACGACGACGACUACGAGAGCAAGAUGAUGCAGUGUGGGAAGUGCGACCGCUGGGUCCACUCCAAAUGUGAGAAUCUUUCAGGUACAGAAGAUGAGAUGUAUGAGAUUCUAUCUAAUCUGCCAGAAAGCGUGGCCUAUACUUGUGUGAACUGUACUGAGCGGCACCCUGCAGAGUGGCGACUGGCCCUUGAAAAAGAGCUACAGAUCUCUCUGAAGCAAGUCCUGACAGCUUUGCUGAACUCUCGGACCACCAGCCACUUGCUCCGCUACCGACAGGCUGCCAAGCCACCAGACUUAAAUCCUGAGACAGAGGAGAGCAUACCUUCCCGCAGCUCCCCGGAAGGGCCUGACCCGCCGGUGCUUACCGAGGUCAGCAAACAGGAGGAGCAGCAGCCUUUAGAUCUGGAAGGAGUGAAGAGGAAAAUGGACCAAGGGAGUUACACAUCCGUGUUGGAGUUCAGUGAUGAUAUCGUGAAGAUCAUUCAAGCAGCCAUUAAUUCAGAUGGAGGACAGCCAGAAAUUAAAAAAGCCAACAGCAUGGUCAAGUCCUUCUUUAUUCGGCAAAUGGAACGUGUUUUUCCAUGGUUCAGUGUCAAAAAGUCUAGGUUUUGGGAGCCAAAUAAAGUAUCGAGCAACAGUGGGAUGUUACCAAACGCAGUGCUUCCACCUUCACUUGACCAUAAUUAUGCUCAGUGGCAGGAGCGAGAGGAAAACAGCCACACUGAGCAGCCUCCUUUAAUGAAGAAAAUCAUCCCAGCUCCCAAACCUAAAGGGCCCGGAGAACCAGACUCUCCAACACCACUCCAUCCUCCUACACCACCAAUUCUGAGUACUGAUAGGAGUCGAGAAGAUAGUCCAGAACUGAAUCCACCCCCAGGCAUCGAGGAUAAUAGACAAUGUGCAUUGUGUUUGAUGUAUGGUGAUGACAGUGCUAAUGAUGCUGGCCGUUUGCUAUACAUUGGCCAAAAUGAGUGGACACAUGUAAAUUGCGCUUUGUGGUCAGCAGAAGUGUUUGAAGACGAUGAUGGAUCACUAAAGAAUGUGCACAUGGCUGUGAUCAGGGGCAAACAGCUGAGAUGUGAAUUCUGCCAAAAGCCAGGAGCCACUGUGGGUUGCUGCCUUACAUCCUGCACCAGCAACUAUCACUUCAUGUGUUCUCGCGCCAAGAACUGUGUCUUUCUGGAUGAUAAGAAAGUAUAUUGCCAACGACAUCGGGAUUUGAUCAAAGGCGAGGUGGUUCCUGAGAAUGGAUUUGAAGUUUUUAGAAGAGUGUUUGUGGACUUUGAAGGAAUCAGCUUGAGAAGGAAGUUUCUCAAUGGCUUGGAACCAGAAAAUAUCCACAUGAUGAUUGGCUCCAUGACAAUUGACUGCUUAGGAAUUCUGAAUGAUCUCUCUGACUGUGAAGAUAAGCUUUUUCCUAUCGGAUAUCAGUGUUCCAGGGUGUACUGGAGUACCACGGAUGCUCGCAAGCGCUGUGUGUACACGUGCAAGAUAGUGGAGUGCCGUCCUCCGGUUGUAGAGCCAGAUAUCAACAGCACUGUGGAGCACGAUGAAAACAGGACCAUCGCUCACAGUCCCACGUCUUUUGCAGAAAUUUCAUCUAAAGAAAGUCAGAACACAGCUGAAAUUAUAAGUCCUCCUUCACCAGACCGACCUCAUUCGCAAACCUCUGGUUCCUGUUUUUAUCAUGUCAUCUCGAAGGUCCCUAGGAUUCGAACACCUAGUUACUCUCCAACACAGAGAUCCCCUGGCUGUCGGCCAUUGCCUUCUGCAGGAAGUCCUACCCCAACCACUCAUGAAAUAGUCACAGUGGGUGACCCUUUACUCUCCUCUGGACUCCGAAGCAUUGGCUCCAGGCGACACAGCACUUCUUCCCUGUCACCCCAGCGGUCUAAACUCCGGAUAAUGUCUCCAGUGAGAACUGGGAGUACUUACUCCAGGAAUAGUGUUCCCUCAGUCUCCGCCAUCGGGACUGCCACAGAUCUUGAGUCAAGUGCCAAAGCAGUUGAUCACGUCUUAGGACCGCUGAACUCAAACAGUAACUUAGGGCAAAACACUCCCACCUCUUCAAAUUUGCAAAGGACAGUGGUUACUAUGGGCACUAAAACCAGUCACUUGGACGGAUCUUCAUCUUCAGAAAUGAAGCACUCCAGUGCUUCCGACUUGGCAUCCAAGAGCUCCUCUUUGAAGGGAGAGAAGGCCAAAGUGCCAGGUUCCAAGAGUUCAGAGGGAUCUGCACAUGCUGUGGCUUAUCCUGGCAUUCCCAAGCUGGCCCCGCAGCUUCAUAACACAGCAUCUGGAGAAUUAAAUGCUAGCAAGAUCGGCACUUUUGCUGAACUCUCUUCGGUGCCGUUUUCUUCUAAAGAGGCCCUCUCCUUCCCCCCACUCCAUCUGAGAGGGCAAAGGAACGAUCGAGACCAACACGCAGACUCGAACCAAUCAGUAAACCCCUCUCCCGAGGAAGAUGCGGAAGUCAAAACCUUGAAGCUAUCUGGAGUGAGCAACAGGUCAUCCAUUGUCAAUGAACAUGUGGGAUCUAGUUCCAGGGACAGGAGACAGAAAGGGAAAAAGUCUUGUAAAGAAACUUUCAAAGAAAAACAUUCCAGUAAGUCUUUUUUGGAACCUGGUCAGGUGACCACCGGUGAGGAAGGAAACCUAAAGCCGGAGUUUGUUGAUGAAGUUUUGACUCCAGAAUUUAUGGGGCAACGACCAUGUAAUAAUGUUUCUUCUGAUAAGAUUGGAGACAAAGUCCUGUCUAUUCCAGGAGUCCCCAAAGCUCCAUCCUUGCAAGUAGAAGGAUCUGCCAAGGAAUUACAGACACCCCGGAAACGCACGGUCAAAGUGACACUGACGCCUCUCAAAAUGGAAAGUGAGGGCCAGUCCAAGAAUACCCUGAAAGAAAGUAGUCCCGUUUCCCCUCUGCAAAUAGAGUCAGCGUCUCCAACAGAACCAGUUUCAGCCUCUGAAAGUCCAGGAGAUGGUCCAGUGGCCCAGCCAAGCCCCAAUAAUACCUCAUCCCAGGAUUCUCAAAGUAACAAUUAUCAGAAUCUUCCGGUUCAGGACAGAAACCUGAUGCUUCCAGAUGGUCCCAAACCUCAGGAGGAUGGCUCUUUCAAGCGGAGAUACCCCCGUCGCAGUGCCCGGGCACGCUCUAACAUGUUCUUCGGGCUCACCCCACUCUAUGGGGUAAGAUCCUACGGUGAAGAAGACAUUCCAUUCUACAGCAGCUCAACUGGGAAGAAACGAGGCAAGAGAUCAGCUGAGGGACAGGUGGAUGGGGCCGAUGACCUAAGCACUUCUGAUGAAGAUGACUUAUAUUAUUACAAUUUCACUAGGACAGUGAUUUCUUCAGGCGGAGAGGAACGGCUGGCAUCCCAUAAUCUAUUUCGGGAGGAAGAACAGUGUGACCUCCCGAAGAUUUCUCAGCUGGAUGGUGUCGAUGACGGCACAGAGAGCGAUACGAGCGUCACAGCCACAGCGAGGAAGAGCAGCCAGAUUCCAAAGAGAAACGGCAAAGAAAACGGAACGGAAAACUUAAAGAUGGAGCGGCCUGAAGACGCCGGCGAGAAAGAGCACGUCAUUAAGAGUUCCGUGGGCCACAAAAAUGAGCCAAAGAUGGAUAACUGCCACUCUGUGAGCAGAGUUAAAACACAGGGGCAGGAUUCCUUGGAGGCUCAGCUCAGCUCAUUGGAGUCAAGCCGCAGAGUCCACACGAGCACCCCGUCGGACAAGAACCUACUAGACACCUACAACACCGAGCUCCUGAAAUCGGACUCGGAUAACAACAACAGCGACGACUGUGGGAACAUCCUGCCCUCGGACAUCAUGGACUUCGUCCUAAAGAAUACCCCAUCCAUGCAGGCUUUGGGCGAGAGCCCAGAGUCCUCUUCAUCGGAACUCCUAAAUCUCGGUGAAGGCUUGGGUCUCGACAGUAACCGGGAAAAGGACAUGGGUCUUUUCGAAGUGUUUUCUCAGCAGCUGCCCACGACAGAACCUGUGGACAGUAGCGUCUCCUCCUCUAUCUCAGCAGAGGAGCAGUUCGAGCUGCCCCUGGAGCUGCCGUCUGAUCUGUCCGUCCUGACCACCCGGAGUCCCACGGUCCCCAGCCAGAAUGCCAGCAGACUGGCUGUGAUCUCUGACUCAGGAGAGAAGAGGGUGACCAUCACAGAGAAGUCUGUGGCCUCCUCUGAAGGGGACUCGGCACUGCUGAGUCCCGGAGUAGAUCCGACGCCCGAAGGCCACAUGACUCCCGAUCAUUUUAUCCAAGGACACAUGGACGCGGACCACAUCUCCAGCCCUCCUUGUGGUUCAGUGGAGCAGGGUCAUGGCAACAAUCAGGAUUUAACUAGAAACAGUAGCACCCCCGGCCUUCAGGUACCUGUUUCCCCUACUGUUCCUAUCCAGAACCAGAAAUAUGUGCCCAACUCUACCGAGAGUCCUGGCCCAUCUCAGAUUUCUAAUGCAGCUGUCCAGACCACUCCACCCCACCUGAAACCAGCCACUGAGAAACUCAUUGUUGUUAACCAGAACAUGCAGCCACUUUAUGUUCUCCAAACUCUUCCAAAUGGAGUGACCCAAAAAAUCCAAUUGACCUCUUCUGUUAGUUCUACACCCAAUGUGAUGGAGACAAAUACUUCAGUAUUGGGGCCCAUGGGAAGUGGUCUCACCCUAGCCACGGGACUAAAUCCAAGCUUGCCAACUUCUCCAUCUCUCUUCCCUCCUGCUAGCAAAGGAUUGCUCCCCAUGUCUCAUCGCCAGCACUUACAUUCCUUCCCCGCAGCUACUCAAAGUAGUUUCCCACCCAACAUCAACAGCCCUCCUUCAGGCCUACUUAUUGGGGUUCAGCCUCCUCCAGAUCCCCAACUUUUGGUUUCAGAAGCCAGCCAGAGGACAGACCUCAGUACCACAGUAGCCACUCCAUCCUCUGGACUCAAGAAAAGACCCAUAUCUCGUCUGCAGACCCGAAAGAAUAAAAAACUCGCUCCCUCUAGCAACCCUUCAAACAUUGCCCCUUCCGAUGUGGUUUCUAACAUGACACUGAUUAACUUCACACCCUCCCAGCUGCCAAAUCAUCCCAAUCUGCUAGAUUUGGGCUCACUUAACACUUCAUCUCACCGAACUGUCCCCAACAUCAUAAAAAGGUCUAAAUCUGGCAUCAUGUAUUUUGAACAGGCUCCGCUGUUACCGCAGAGUGUGGGAGGCACUGCCGCGGCGGCGGCGGGCGCAUCAACAAUAAGCCAGGACACUGGCCACCUCACCGCGGGGCCUGUGUCUGGCUUGGCAUCCGGUUCGUCCGUCUUGAACGUUGUAUCCAUGCAAACCGCAACAACCCCUACAAGUAGUGCAUCAGUUCCGGGACAUGUCGCGUUAACCAACCCCAGGCUGCUCGGUACCCCGGAUAUUGGCUCAAUAAGCAACCUUUUAAUCAAAGCCAGUCAGCAGAGCCUGGGGAUGCAGGACCAGCCUGUGGCUUUACCACCAAGUUCAGGAAUGUUUCCGCAACUGGGGACAUCCCAGGCUCCUCCUGCCGCGAUGACAGCGGCAUCUAGCAUCUGCGUGCUCCCCUCUGCUCAGACCGCGGGCAUAACGGCCGCGUCGCCUCCGGGGGAAGCAGAAGAACACUAUCAGCUUCAGCACGUGAACCAGCUCCUUGCCAGCAAAACUGGGAUUCUCCCUUCCCAGCGUGAUCUUGAUUCUGCUCCAGGGACCCAGGGAGCCAGCUUUCCCCAGACAGUAGAUGCCCCCAACAGCGUGGGGCUGGAGCAGAACAAGGCUUUAUCCUCAGCUAUGCAAGCCAGCUCAGCCUCUCCUGGGGGCUCUCCGUCCUCUGGGCAGCAGUCAGCAAGCCCCUCCGUGCCGGGUCCCACCAAACCCAAACCAAAAAUCAAACGGAUUCAGCUGCCUUUGGACAAAGGGAAUGGCAAGAAGCACAAAGUUUCCCAUUCGCGGACCAGUUCUUCUGAAGCACACAUUCCAGACCAGGAAGCCAGCGCGACAUCCCUGACCUCAGUCACAGGGCAAGUUCUUCCUGAGAUUCAGACAACACAAAAUUCAGCAAAUGAACAAGAAAGUACAGAACCUAAAACAGUGGAAGAAGAAGAAAGCAAUUUCAGCUCUCCACUGAUGCUUUGGCUCCAGCAAGAACAGAAAAGAAAGGAAAGCAUUGCUGAGAAAAAGCCCAAGAAAGGACUUGUUUUUGAAAUUUCAAGUGAUGAUGGCUUUCAGAUCUGUGCGGAAAGUAUCGAAGAUGCCUGGAAGUCACUGACAGAUAAAGUCCAGGAAGCUCGAUCAAAUGCCCGCCUAAAGCAGCUCUCAUUUGCAGGUAACGGCCGCAGUGGUCAUUUUAUUCUGAAUACUCUGUCUCAGAGUAUUCUGGGAAACCUUAGCUUAUUCCCCAAGUUGCUGGCAGGUAUGCUGAAUUUUGGCAAUGGACUCGAGGCUGAGCUAGAAGAGGAAUUACUCGUUUCUAUGGUUGACGGGGAGUGA